AUGGCUGAGCUUGGCAUACCUGAGAAAUUUAUCAAUUGGAUCAUGCUUGGCACUGCUACAGUCACUUAUAGAUUCAAUGUCAAUGGUGAUUACACAGAGAUAUUGGAAGCUAAGAGAGAUGAUGUUCUCUUAUUCAGUAGAGGAGAUCAGUCCAUUGAUAUUAUGCUUGAUGCUUUUCAGAAUUUCUCUAAAUCAACUGGCCUCAUUAUGAAUCCUAAGAAAUGCAAGGAAUUUUUUGGGGGGAUGGAUGAUAAUACAAAAUCAGCUGUUCUGCUUAACACAGGGUUCACUGAAGGACAAUUCCCCAUAAGGUAUUUGGGCAUUCCAUUAGCCAGCAAGAGGCUUAACAUUCAUCAUUAUUUGCCUCUCAUAGACAAGAUUGUAUGUAGAAUUCGUCACUGGACUGCUCAUCUUCUCAGCACUGCAGGUCGAAUCCAAUUGGUGAAAAGCAUUGUUGUUGCCAUUACACAAUAUUGGAUGCAUUGUCUUCCACUUCCCAAGGCUGUACUCAAGAGAGUAGAUUCGAUUUGCAGGAAUUUCAUCUGGACAGGUGUGACUGUUACUAUGGACUGGUAUCAUGUGAUGUGCCAUAAUAUCGCGCGUCCUCGAGCAAAAGUUAUUCUCUGGCUGGCUUUUCAGAAUAGACUGGCGACGAAGCAACGACUGUUCAGACUCGGUUUCUUGCAGCAUCAACUUUGUGAGCUAUGUGAAAAAGAGGAUGAAAGUCUUGAUCAUUCGUUAUUUGCCUGCCCCCAGACUGUAGGCAUAUGGAAUGCAAUUCUGCACUGGAUGGGAAUUAGUGAUUUCAACAAUCUGAACUUUGAUUGGAUUAAGCGUAAAGUCAGAGGCAAAGGAGCUAGAAUGAGUCUGCUCAAAGCAGUGAUUGCUGAGGUGAUCUAUGGCAUUUGGGUGCUUAGAAAUUGA
Messenger RNA from Vicia villosa (hairy vetch), 924 nucleotides. RefSeq lists its product as uncharacterized. The coding region runs from base 1 to 924 and encodes 307 amino acids. The transcript has 3 exons. NCBI's taxonomy places the organism in Eukaryota, Viridiplantae, Streptophyta, Magnoliopsida, Fabales, Fabaceae. The record is from RefSeq and is a predicted model, not a curated record.